CCGUGACGCUAUAAAUGCAGGCAAAUGGCAUUUACCGGCACAGAGCAGGCGGAGACAGCGGAGGGACCGGUUAAAGGACAGGGACGAGCGAUUAAUACACAUCCAGGAUUUGUCACAUCCCCUCAAUGAAGGAGCGACGGUCGUGUCAGAAGCCCAGCAUGGAUCCGAGUCCCAGUGUGAAGUGUAAGAUCGUGGUGGUGGGGGACAGCCAGUGCGGGAAGACCGCGCUGCUUCACGUGUUUGCAAAGGACUGUUUCCCAGAGAGCUAUGUCCCCACUGUGUUUGAAAACUACACGGCCAGUUUUGAAAUCGACACCCAGAGGAUUGAGCUCAGCCUGUGGGACACCUCAGGAUCCCCGUACUACGACAACGUGAGGCCCCUCUCCUAUCCGGACUCGGAUGCUGUCCUCAUCUGUUUUGACAUCAGUCGUCCUGAAACUCUUGACAGCGUGUUGAAAAAGUGGAAAGGGGAGAUUCAGGAGUUUUGUCCAAACACAAAGAUGCUUUUAGUUGGCUGUAAAUCAGACCUGCGCACUGAUCUGAGCACGCUCGUGGAGUUGUCCAACCAUCGGCAGACGCCUGUUUCCUAUGACCAGGGUUCCAGCAUGGCCAAGCAGAUCUCAGCGCCUUACAUCGAGUGCUCGGCUCAGCAGUCUGAGAACAGUGUCAGAGACAUUUUCCACGUGGCCACGCUGGCCUGCAUCAACAAAAGCAAAAAGAACCUCAAGUGCAACAAGAUCACACGCGCCAACAAGAGGAUUUCACACAUGCCCAGUCGGCCUGACCUGGCAGCCGUCGGCACGGAUCUCCGGAAGGACAAGGCCAAAAGCUGCUCAGUCAUGUGACUUGUCAAACCAAGAAGGAGGGUAGGGUGGGGUCAGACUGAGGUGAAAAAGGACAGUGGUCAGAGCAAGCAGGAAGCUGUGGGCUACAGCUCUGCGUCCUGGAUUCAAAAUAAACUCCAUUUGUCUGGAAAGGGGCUGUAUAAGCUUCUGUUAAUGUUACUGGAACCUUCUGCACCAAUAGAAACUCUGCGUAGAUGCGUCCCAAUCAGUGUAACCCCUUUCCUUCCAAAAGUCACCAGGAAGCUAUCAAUCAGCAGGCUACCUGCUUCCUCCGUGAGGACAAAGCGGAUGCAGAAACAGGAAAUGAGCAGGAGGAGUGAUGUCAUUACUCAUGUGAAGGCUUCUAGAACGUGCAAUCCUUUGAAUGAGAACCAAAGCCAGCGAUGGAUAAGGUUUGUUGCCCGUGAGAGGGGGGAGGAUGAACCAUUUGUACCAGAUCAACAACUUUUUGCUUGAAGGGCUCGUUGAACAGCAUCUCAUCACCGUGGCUUGGAGCUGAUUCACGCCCGCUCCUUUAACUGUCUGUCUGCAGAGGAGACUGAAAAAGAAGUCCGAGUUCCUCUGUGUCUGAUGUGUUGUUGAUAGAAAUGUGAGGUUGUUGAUGUGUAAAGUUCUGAGUCAUUGUUCUCGUUUGGUCCGUGGACCCGAUCAUGAAGUUCUGAGCGAAAGAUUAAGAAGUGCCAUAUUUUAAACUUUUGAUGGACUUUAAGUUGACUUAAGGGCUUGAAGCCCUAAACCAGAUCAUCUGAAGUGGGAUUCUGUGUAAAAGUUGUGAACAAUAAUAUAUUAUCUGUUCUAGAAGACUCUUUGAACAACCUCGCUUUGGAGAAACCAAGAUUACUUCUCUCCAGAUUGACAAGUUAAUGGCAUUUUUAAAAGUAGUAUGGUAAAAUCUAUAAAAAUGUAUAAAACACGAAAAUCCAUCCAGAACGGUUAUGUGCUAACUGUAAAUUCUACCUGUAACAGUAGCAAUGGCCUAGCUAGUUGGUGCUAUAACUACCUAGCUCAACUCCCAAUUUUUGAUGCACUUAACCAAAAACUUCUAUGUAAAUAUCCCAGAGAUGUGAAAUUUAAUAAAGUGUAAAGGUUUUUAAAAUAA
Messenger RNA from Nothobranchius furzeri (turquoise killifish), 1944 nucleotides. RefSeq names its product Rho family GTPase 3a (gene rnd3a). Lineage: Eukaryota; Metazoa; Chordata; Actinopteri; Cyprinodontiformes; Nothobranchiidae. Gene Ontology annotation, cellular component: cytosol. The record is from RefSeq and is a predicted model, not a curated record. Gene Ontology annotation, biological process: small GTPase-mediated signal transduction. Gene Ontology annotation, molecular function: GTPase activity; GTP binding; protein kinase binding.